Molecule: messenger RNA, 2316 nt
Organism: Ochotona princeps (American pika)
Lineage: Eukaryota; Metazoa; Chordata; Mammalia; Lagomorpha; Ochotonidae
Gene: AIFM3
Product: apoptosis inducing factor mitochondria associated 3
Exons: 19
Coding region: 254-2050 (598 amino acids)
Biological process (GO): execution phase of apoptosis
Cellular component (GO): cytoplasm; mitochondrion
Molecular function (GO): flavin adenine dinucleotide binding; oxidoreductase activity, acting on NAD(P)H; 2 iron, 2 sulfur cluster binding
Source: RefSeq, a predicted model, not a curated record
CUUCCAGCUCCAAGGUAGCUGCUUCUGGAAGGCCUGGUCCCUGCCCUGACCCUCAAUGUCCUCCUCCCCCCAGUCUGGCCCCACACAGGACCAAGAGGCCAUUCCAGCCGAGAGAGAGAGAUGGCGGCUCCGGCAUCCCCACAAGCCACAGGGUGCCCAGCCAUGCCAAGGGCACCCUAGGGUGGCCUUCUGACAGCUAAACCAUCUGUGGACUCCCACCCGAGCCGGCCAUCCUCCACUCGGGCCACUGGCCAUGGGCGGCUGCUUCUCCAAGCCCAAGCCAGUGGAGCUCAAAAUCGAGGUGGUGCUGCCGGAGAAGGAGCGAGGCAAGGAGGAGCUGGCAGCCGGUGGCAAGGGCAGUCCGCGGGCCUACCAGGGCAAUGGCACUGCCCGCCACUUCCACUCGGAGGAACACCUGCCGGCCCCUCACCCCUACCCCGGCCCUCAGGACUGUGUGGAAGCUGCUGUCUGCCAUGUCAGAGACCUGGAGAACGGCCAGAUGCGGGAAGUGGAGUUGCGUUGGGGCAAGGUGCUGCUGCUUAAGGAGGGCGGAGAAUUCCAUGCACUGGGCCACAAAUGCCCGCACUACGGCGCACCCCUCGUCAAAGGCGUGCUGUCCCGCGGCCGGGUGCGCUGCCCCUGGCAUGGUGCCUGCUUCAACAUCAACACCGGGGACCUGGAAGACUUCCCAGGCCUGGACAGCUUGCACAAGUUCCAGGUGAAGAUUGAGAAGGAGAAGGUGUACGUCCGGGCCAGCAAGCAGGCCCUACAGUUACAGCGAAGGACCAAGGUGAUGGCCAAAUGCAUCUCUCCAAGUGCUGGGCACAGCGGCAGCACCAAUGUGCUCAUCGUAGGUGCAGGGGCGGCCGGCCUGGUGUGUGCCGAGACGCUGCGGCAGGAGGGCUUCUCCGACCGGAUCGUGCUGUGCACACUGGACAGGCACCUCCCCUACGACCGGCCCAAGAUUAGCAAGUCCCUGGAUGUGCAGCCUGAGCAGCUAGCUCUGAGAUCCAAGGAGUUCUUCCGGGCCUAUGGCAUCGAGGUGCUCACAGAGGCCCAGGUGGUCACAGUGGAUGCGAAAAACAAGAAGGUCGUGUUCAAGGAUGGUUUCAAGCUAGAGUACAGCAAGUUGCUGCUGGCACCAGGGAGCAGCCCCAAGACUCUGAGCUGCAAGGGCAAAGAAGUGGAGAACGUGUUCACCAUCCGUACACCUGAGGAUGCCAACCGCGUGGGGAGGCUGGCCCGGGGCCGCAAUGUCGUGGUCGUGGGAGCUGGCUUCCUGGGGAUGGAGGUGGCUGCCUACCUGACCGAGAAGGCCCACUCGGUGUCCAUGGUGGAGUUGGAGGAGACGCCCUUCCGAAAGUUCCUAGGAGAGCGCGUGGGGCGCGCCCUCAUGAAGAUGUUUGAGAACAACCGGGUGAAGUUCUACAUGCAGACGGAGGUGAUGGAGCUGCGAGCCCAGGAGGGCAAGCUGAAGGAAGUGGUGCUGAAGAGCAGCAAAGUGGUGCGGGCUGACAUCUGCGUGGUGGGCAUCGGUGCGGUGCCCGCCACGGGCUUCCUGCGACAGAGUGGCGUAGGACUGGACUCCAAGGGCUUCAUUCCUGUCAACAAGAUGAUGCAGACCAACAUCCCCGGCGUGUUUGCGGCUGGUGAUGCCGUCACCUUCCCCCUUGCCUGGAGGAACAACCGCAGAGUGAACAUCCCCCACUGGCAGAUGGCUCACGCCCAGGGGCGUGUGGCGGCCCAGAACAUGCUGGCGCAGGAGGCAGAGAUCAACACGGUGCCCUACCUCUGGACCUCCAUGUUUGGCAAAAGCCUGCGCUAUGCAGGCUAUGGAGAAGGCUUUGAUGACGUCAUUAUCCAGGGGGAUCUGGAGGAACUGAAGUUUGUGGCUUUUUACACCAAAGGCGACGAGGUGAUUGCGGUGGCCAGCAUGAACUAUGACCCCAUUGUGUCCAAGGUGGCCGAGGUGCUGGCCUCUGGCCGGACCAUCCGGAAGCGGGAGGUGGAGACUGGUGACAUGUCUUGGCUCACUGGAAAAGGAUCCUGAGUUGGCACCCCAUGGAACCUAGCAGGCAUGCCCUGGCACUGCCCUCCUGGGGCAGGCGCCAACCUCCAGUUUUCCGGAAACCCCCCGGCCAGGAUUUGCCUUCCACCGCCCCCUCCACCCACCCAGAGAAGCUUCCAGAAGAUGCUCGCCCCCUGCACCUCCCCGCAAAGCCUCAGUUGGAGGGCGAGCCAAACCCUUGGGGGGGGGGGUCCCCUGGUAGGACAUGUUUGAGACUACAUGCACAUUAAAACGCACACAUUUCCAGA